AUGGCUGCCAAGGGCCUGGGGCUGAGGCCCAGCUCGGCCAAGCCUGGGCUGCCACGUGUCCAGGCCCAGGACGGGGCCUCUGCACUCAGUAUACGCUGUCGUGCACUAGCAAAGUUGGCGAGGAGUGAGCAUGUCUGGACGACUGUUUGGGAUCAUGUUUUAGAUUACUGGAAAGCAAGCUUGGACAAGUCCCGAAAAGUACUUUUUCUGAAGUAUGAACAAAUGACACAAGAACCAGCAUUUUACCUGAAACUUCUUGCCCAGUUCUUGGGUUGUCCAAUUUCUCAGGAGGAAGAGACAGCAGGAGCGGUUGAUGAGAUUUUAGGGCUCUGUAGUUUUGAUCACUUGAGAAAUUUGGAGGUGAACAAGAGCGAGACCUGGUGGAUUCUUAGGAAUCAGGUAUUUUUUCGUAACGGUAAGGUUGGAGAUUGGAAAAAUUAUCUUACAAGUGAGAUGGCAGAGCGGCUAGAGCAGAUCACUGCACAGAAAUUCCAUGGAUCCGGAUUGGAUCUAUAA
This is a messenger RNA of Coffea arabica (coffee), 516 nucleotides long. Its product is annotated as cytosolic sulfotransferase 7-like. Lineage: Eukaryota; Viridiplantae; Streptophyta; Magnoliopsida; Gentianales; Rubiaceae. The record is from RefSeq and is a predicted model, not a curated record. Gene Ontology annotation, molecular function: sulfotransferase activity.